This is a messenger RNA of Cervus elaphus (red deer), 2742 nucleotides long. RefSeq names its product cornichon family AMPA receptor auxiliary protein 3 (gene CNIH3). Gene Ontology annotation, cellular component: dendrite; synapse. The transcript has 6 exons. Gene Ontology annotation, biological process: vesicle-mediated transport; regulation of AMPA receptor activity. The coding region runs from base 1064 to 1546 and encodes 160 amino acids. NCBI's taxonomy places the organism in Eukaryota, Metazoa, Chordata, Mammalia, Artiodactyla, Cervidae. The record is from RefSeq and is a predicted model, not a curated record.
CGAGUGAGGCAGCCUCGGCGACCGAGCGCCCAGAGGCGGUUGGCCGCCCACCUUUCCCCUGCCCCGCCGCCGCCGCAGUCUCCGCCCGCCGGGGAGGGCGUGCUCGGCGGAGCCGGAGCCGAGGGUGGGGCGCCAAGAGGGAGGGGACCCCGGCCGCGCAGCUUCAGUGCUCUCAGUGGCACCGGCAGCAGCAGCAGGUGGAGCGAGCUUCGCGGUGAGCAGCUCUUGGCCUGAGAUCCACUCCAGCGGGCCUGCUGGGCUGGAGCCCGUUUGCCCGGGAUCCUGAGCCGCUUAGACACAGGAGACACUAGAGUCCCACCCCUAGUUUCCGGGGUACUUGGAUUACCGAGGUUGGUGGGCCGGGGGGCCGCCGGAGCCCGGCGCGCCUAGGAGCGCACGGCAGCUCUGGAAACCGCAUCCGGGGCGCAGGACCAAGGGAACCUCGCUCUUCUCGGCUACCUAAAGACCUGUUUUCCCGGGAAAGAGCCGCUGCUGGAUCUGGGAUUUGGGAGGAGCUCGGGGUUCCCCCCCGCCGCCCCCUUCCCGGGCACCUAGCUGGACGCUCUCGGUUGGCGCCCAGGUGGCGCGGGAGGGUCCUGAGCGGCGCUCUCGGCUCUCCUGUGCCUCUUAGACGCGGGAAGCAGAGGGGGCUCUUCCCUGGGAUUCCGUGGCUCGCGCGGUCCUCCGAGGAGUCCUCGCACCCCCGCGUCUUGUCUCGAGAAGCUGGCUGGUUGGCACUAACUGAAGAAGUUCGCUAUUGAUUUGGUUUCUUCUUCGAUUUGGGGACAGUUCCCGCCAACGACGCGCGACGCACCUGUCUUCGCGGACGAGCUGGCGUCUCAGGUCGCCGGAGCCUGCGGGAAUCCUGCCCCUAUCCCAGACCCGCAGGGCUCUCCGCUGGCGUGCCUCCUUCCUAGCCACUGGCCUCGAGCGGAGGGUGCAGACCUGGCUCCUGCUGUCCCCCGCCUUUUGAGGGAGUGCGGUCCUCCAGAGGGACUUCGGCCUCCUAGGCGCUGCUUUGUGUGUUGGUGUUGGGGUGCGCGCGGCCCCCCGCCGGCCGGCCAUGGCCUUCACUUUCGCUGCUUUCUGCUACAUGCUCUCGCUGGUGCUGUGCGCUGCCCUCAUCUUCUUCGCCAUCUGGCACAUAAUUGCCUUUGAUGAGUUAAGAACGGAUUUUAAGAGCCCCAUCGACCAGUGCAACCCUGUUCAUGCGAGGGAGCGGCUGAGGAACAUUGAGCGAAUAUGCUUCCUUCUGCGAAAGCUGGUGCUGCCAGAAUACUCCAUCCACAGCCUCUUCUGCGUCAUGUUCCUGUGUGCUCAGGAGUGGCUCACCCUGGGGCUGAACGUCCCUCUACUUUUCUAUCACUUCUGGAGGUAUUUCCACUGUCCAGCAGACAGCUCCGAGCUCGCCUAUGACCCACCGGUGGUCAUGAACGCAGACACCUUGAGUUACUGUCAGAAGGAGGCGUGGUGUAAGCUGGCCUUCUAUCUCCUCUCCUUUUUCUACUACCUUUACUGCAUGAUCUACACUUUAGUGAGCUCUUAACUCGAAGACCACGCACAUCCACAGAGACUGAGAUGGGAGAGGCCCGAGGCUGUGCAGUCCAUCCUGCUGGUGACGGGAGCAGGGACCAGUGUGGGGAUGUGACAGACAGAGAUGGGCAGAUACUCGGAAUUGAGAGCCGGAAGCAGGCAGCAGCCAGCGGCCGAGCCAGCCCGCUGUCACAUGUGUUUUGCCCUGUGUACCAGCCUUCCGCAUUCGCACCCCACACUUGGCCUGUAGAUCCCUUCUGGGCAGCAGGGGCACGUGGGGUGAUGAAACACGAAACCUCUUCUGAAUGAGAAUUGCUGCUUCCUGAAUCCCCUUUAAGGAAAGUCUCCCUGAAGUUCAUGCUGCGUUCCUGGUCUGUGGGUGUGAUGGCUGGAAGGCUGGAGGGUGCCCUCCGAGGAACUGGGUGACCCAGAAUCAAGGCUGCGUCUGUGGGACCGAUUGAAGAUGGAUGUCAUGGACUUACCUGAGACUCUUGAGUUUCUUCUAAGUCCUGGCCACGCCCUUCACUUCAAUGGGAGGGGCCUGGAAGGCGUGCAGACUUGCCUUGGGCUGUAACCAGCCUUGAGUCUGCAAGGGUGUCUGUUUUUCUGCUCUGCUUUGUAAGAGCCCAGAGAUGUUGGGAACUGAGUUUGGGGCGGUAUGUUGGUAAAGAAUUAUGGCCAAAAUCAGAAGUGGGGGCUGGGAAGUGGGAAGGGGGAAAUUGUAGGAAAAAUGAUUUUUUAAAAUACUGAUGACAUGUUCAAAGUGUUAAUUCUUCGCCACCACAAACUGUACUGUUUUGUUGUCAUCCCAAACCAUCACAGGGUCACUGAAAGCGAGUCAAUUAAUCAACACUAGUCAAAACUACUAACUUUUAAGGCUUCCCAAACAGUUCUGAGGACAGAAAGAGCUGGUGUGGCAGUUCUGUGCUGUGGGCAUCCGGCCGCUGAGAAGUGAGACAACAUAAUUAUAGCUUCAUUGAUGAUGCAGCAUCAUUCGUGCUCUUUGGUUCAACAUGAGGACAUUAGUUCAUUUAGAAUUUUCCAUUCAACGUUCUCUCCUUCUUGGGUAGGAGUUGUACUCGGGGGUUGUAAAUAAUGACAAGGCUGAGAUUUCUAUUAUGUUUAAAAUGGGCACCAUGAUUUUGACCUUAUUUCUCCAAAUUCCCUUCUUUUCUUGUGUUUGACAUACACAGGCUAUUUAUACAUGUA